GCGGCGGCGGCGCCUGCGCGCGGCGCCCUCCGUGCGGACCGCGCAGAGUGAAUAAUAAAGGUCUCCUCGGCGGCGGCGGCGGCGGAAGGCGGCGAGAGGGGCGGGGGAGGCAAUGUCCAAGGGCCCCGUGGCGGGUGGCCCCGCCGCGGCCGGGCCGGCGAGCGCCGCCAGCGCGCUGCAGGCGCAGCCCGAGAAGCCGCAGCACUACACGUACCUGAAGGAGUUCCGCACGGAGCAGUGCCCCCUGUUCGUGCAGCACAAGUGCACUCAGCACCGGCCCUACACCUGCUUCCACUGGCACUUCGUGAACCAGCGCCGCCGCAGGUCCAUCCGCCGCCGCGACGGCACCUUCAACUACAGCCCCGACAUCUACUGCACCAAGUAUGACGAGACCACGGGAAUCUGCCCAGAAGGAGAUGAGUGUCCCUUCUUGCACAGAACUACUGGAGACACAGAGAGGAGGUAUCACUUACGCUACUACAAAACUGGAAUCUGCAUCCAUGAGACAGACUCCAAGGGAAACUGCACGAAGAACGGAGUCCACUGCGCGUUCGCUCAUGGGCCCCAUGACCUGCGCUCGCCCGUGUACGACAUCAGGGAGCUUCAGGCCAUGGAGGCUUUGCAGAAUGGUCAGACAACAUCUGAAGGAGGCAUAGAGGGUCAGUCUGCAGUCGCUGCCAGCCAUGCCAUGAUAGAGAAAAUACUCAGUGAGGAGCCGAGGUGGCAAGAUACAACGUAUGUGUUGGGAAAUUACAAGACAGAGCAAUGUAAGAAACCCCCCCGGCUCUGUCGCCAGGGUUAUGCCUGUCCCUACUACCACAAUAGCAAAGACAGAAGAAGAAGUCCAAGAAAACACAAAUACAGAUCUUCACCAUGUCCCAGUGUGAAACACGGAGACGAGUGGGGAGAUCCCAGUAAGUGUGAAAAUGGAGACUCGUGCCAGUACUGCCACACUCGCACAGAACAGCAGUUCCAUCCAGAGAUCUACAAAUCCACCAAAUGCAAUGAUAUGCAGCAGUCUGGCAGCUGUCCCCGAGGACCCUUCUGUGCCUUUGCACAUGUAGAACAGCCUGCCCUCAGUGAAGAUCUGCAGCAAUCCUCGGCCGUGUCCAGCCCCACCCAGCCAGGGCCAGUGAUGUACAUGCCGUCGGCAGCUGGGGAUUCUGUUCCAGUCAGCCCUUCCAGUCCACAUGCCCCAGACCUUAGCAAUGUGUGGAAUAAAUCAGGAACUCUGCCAACUAGCCCCACCUCCACCACAAUUCUUUGUAGGAACAGCAGUCUUGGAAGCCCAUCUAAUAUAUGUGGGUCUCCUCCCGGUGCCAUUGGAAAGCCCCACAGCUUGGAGACCAUUGGUUUUCCUCCUGACUCAGUAACAGCAGCCGGCAGCUACAAGAAGGCACCGGGGUUUGAGCGAGAAGAUCAGGUGGGGGCCGAGUAUUUGAAGAGUUUCAAAUGCCAGCAAGCAAAAAUGAAGUCCCACUCACUGGAACACAGGAGCCAGGAGCAACCUUUGUUACAGCCCAAACAGGACAUUCUGGGUAUUCUCCCAGUGGGGAGCCCGCUGACAUCCAGCAUCUCCUCUAGUAUCACCUCCAGUCUGGCUGCAACACCCCCGAGCCCUGCUGGCACCAGCAGCAUUCCAGGCAUGAAUGCCAAUGCCCUUCCCUUCUACCCAACCAGUGACACCGUUGAGUCUGUCAUAGAGUCUGCCUUGGAUGACCUGGACCUGAAUGAAUUCGGAGUGGCUGCCCUGGAGAAGACAUUUGACAGCAGCACAGUGCCCCACACGAGUGGCAUCAUGAUAGGUGGGAGUUUGCUGCAAAGUUCUGCUCCUGUAAAUAUCCCCGGGUCCCUUGGAAGCUCUGCCUCCUUUCACUCUGCCUCUCCUUCUCCACCGGUCAGCCUCUCAUCGCAUUUCCUCCAUCAGCCCCAGGGACACUUAAGCCAAUCAGAAAACACGUUCCUGGGGACAUCAGCUUCUCAUGGAUCAUUAGGUUUAAAUGGGAUGAACAGCAGCAUAUGGGAACACUUUGCUUCGGGGAGUUUUUCGCCCAGUACCUCACCUGCAUUUCUGUCAGGUCCAGGUGCUGCGGAGCUGGCACGGCUACGACAAGAACUGGAUGAGGCCAACGGCACAAUAAAGCAGUGGGAAGAGUCUUGGAAACAAGCCAAACAGGCUUGUGAUGCUUGGAAAAAGGAGGCAGAGGAAGCAAAUGAUCGCGCCAACACAGCUAACAUGGAAUGUGAACUGGCCCGGGAGCAGAGGGAAGCCUUGGAGCUGCAAGUGAAGAAACUGCAGGAGGAGCUGGAGAGGAUCCACACAGGCCAGGACCCACAAUUCCUGCGCUCCUUCUCUGACCUGGAGACGCUCUCGCUCUCGUCGCUUUACACCCUUCAGAAACAGCUGCGGGCAAACCUGGAGAAGGUCGACAAGGCGGUAUUUCAGAUGCAGUCAGUGAAAUGCCUUAAGUGUCAGAAGGAGAACCGGGUGGUGUUACCGUGCCAACACGCAGUGCUGUGUGAAACCUGCGCCGAGGAGGGGGGCGAGUGCCCCAUCUGCCAUCCCAACAGGCCCCACUCUCUCCAGUCGUGACCUUCCAAGGACACUUGUUCUAAUCAUAUCGUAUAGAACUUUUUAACUUUAUACAUACGUACAUAUAUAUGUAUGUGUAUAUAUAUAUAUGUAUAUAUGUGUGUGUAUGUGCGUGUUUGUGCAUGUGUAGGGAUAUGCACACGCAGGCACAUACGCACAUGAAACAAAAAAUUAGUUGCAGAGCACUUUUUAAUAUUUUACAUCCCGUAUCUAAACUGCCCCUCACCCGUGCCCCACUAAUUCUAACUCUUGAUGAACUUUGAGAGCUGUUUUUAAUACAGAUCAAAGGGCCGUUUGCAAAGAGUCUGUGUUUCUCCUCUUUUCUAUUUAGGUGAUAACAAAUUUUUGACUAUUUCCAGAAGGACUUAGAGUGGGCAAGAGGGGCUUCCAUGUGCUUUCCAGAGGAAGAGUUGAGAUCACGGGGAGGAUCGAGGUGGAUUGAAAUGACUUGUUCAUGCCUUCGGUCCCCCGCUCUUUCACUGACCCAGCUUGGUUAAAGCCGUCCUCCCUGAUGGAAGCUCUGCCUGGUGGGCCUCACGUUGCCCAUCUCUGAAUGUGCAGGAACUUUGUCUGUCAUUUAAGCAGCAAAGUUCACUUUUUAAAUUUUUUUACGCUCUUUGUAUAUUUGUAUGAAAAGAAGAAAAGAGGGAAAAAAAAAUAAUUCUAUUGGACCUAGAGCAAGCCAAGCCCCAAAAUUCAGUGACUGGUGUUCAUUGCUGAUACAGCCAACAUGUUCCAGGUCUGAGCAGCCUUAAAAGUAUUGCCCUUGGGUCAGCUAAAGCCCUUUAUGAAGGAAAUUUGGAUGCAGAGGUUAGUUCUCUCCAGGCACCCCUUUGUCUGGUGGCUGUCUGGAGGUUUUUUACUGUUUCAGACCAGAUCAGUUUUGUUUUAGCCACAGGGACCUGAUUUGUAGUCACUGCUGAAGUGCAUGAAACAAUUCCAGGUAGGCUGAGUUUUGUUAAACAGAGUUGAUGUUGCCUGUGUCAGCAGCUCAAGGUUGGUUUGUGGACUGCUGGCUCCAGAAAGCCUCGUGUUAGAGGUGUGUGUGGUGACAGAAAGUCCAGCAGGACGGGGAAAUGCCACCACCUUUCCCUGUCCAGCAGCUGAGCUUUCCUGUGAUUUUUUUUCCUUACCAGUGUGUCCGUUGGAUUUUCACAUCAGGUGGAUUGCAGUAACCUGCUGGGAUCUCAACCAAAAGGCCACUCAGUUGGACUAAACAUUUUUAUUUUGCACAGGGAUGCUCCCGUGCUGCCCCUCCCUGACCUGGAAAAGCACUGGAACCUCCAGCAGCCCACUAUUGUAGGAAAACUGAAUUUUUACCAGAGCCUCUCAGAAAGCUUCAUAUUUAAUACAAACACAUAAUUAGGUUUGCUUCCGUAAUUCCACCUUUCCUCUCCAUGGAAGGGGUUAAUAUGCAUUCCCAGAUGAUCUCUUAAGUGCAGCUCUGUGUAGUUCUUUUUUAUGUUUUCCCAUUAACUUGUUUUUGGGUUUUUUGGUAAAAAUGCUUUUUUUUUCCAUGUGUAUUUUAUUGUAACUAGCAUCAUUUUUUUUUAAAUUUUUUUUAAUGGAGAGACACUGUUGAGUGACUAUUGUGGCUAUGUUGUUUGGUUAUAGCCUUUGAAUGUCUGUGCCAUGGGGCAGCACAUCUGCCUUGGUCUGAUCUUAAGGAAAGACCUUUUAUUAAAAUACGUGAACAUUUCUCUUUUUUUUAGGAAAAAAUAAAAAAUAAAAAAAAAAAUUUAAAAGUGGGGGGGGAGGAGGAAAAAAGCCCAAUUAAGAUAAAAAAUUUACUAAAAAGUUUUUUUUGUAACUAACUUAAAUCAUAGGAAAUAAACUCUUGAAUCAGGACUUUAAUAUUUAUAAGCAGCAGAGCUGAUCAGCCCGUUUUGGCUAUGGUUUGUAACACUUUUUAUGAGCGUGGGGGUUUUUCUGCUCCUCUGCCUCCCCGGGGGCUGCUCAGGGUGAUGCUGCCUUUGGCCAACCCUCUGUUUUCAGAUCUGUCCAGCACCAGCCCUGUGACUGCAACAAUUCCCACAGGGGCUCUUCACUUGUCCCUUCAGCUGGAAUUUGUCCCCUGGUGGCACCUCGGGGCUGUGUCCCUGGGAAUUCCAGUCACGGGGCGAUGCAGGGCUGGGGGGUUGAGGGGGAAGAGCUGUUUGCCCCCAGUUUCCAUGGGGUGCAUUUGCUUAGGCAGGGAGGGGGUACAAGGAAAAUUCCAGGCCAGAGAAAAUAUGUUUUUCCCUUUUGAGUAAAACAGUUUCUCUGUUUUAAAAUUUAUACUGAAGGACCAAAGAAUUCAAAAUUUCACCUGUUUGUGGCCCUUAAAUUUUGACUUUCCAUUGCCACACUGCACUCAUGGCAGAACAGCCUGAAGGAAUUAGCACUCGACCCUUCCCUUGCCCCCACCCCAACCUCUUAACACUCUCUUUGCACAAGCACAUAGACUGUUUCUCACUUUCCUCUGGUUCUUGAAGCAACACUUCCUAAAUUUAGGUUUUUAUUAAUUU
Messenger RNA from Pipra filicauda (Wire-tailed manakin), 5100 nucleotides. It is a transcript of the gene UNK, whose product is annotated as unk zinc finger. The transcript has 17 exons. The record is from RefSeq and is a predicted model, not a curated record. Gene Ontology annotation, biological process: cell morphogenesis involved in neuron differentiation. The coding region runs from base 113 to 2593 and encodes 826 amino acids. Lineage: Eukaryota; Metazoa; Chordata; Aves; Passeriformes; Pipridae. Gene Ontology annotation, molecular function: metal ion binding; mRNA CDS binding.